Messenger RNA from Dromiciops gliroides (monito del monte), 2661 nucleotides. RefSeq names its product nucleolin (gene NUCLEOLIN). Bases 139 to 2238 code for a protein of 699 amino acids. The record is from RefSeq and is a predicted model, not a curated record. The transcript has 13 exons. Gene Ontology annotation, molecular function: RNA binding. Lineage: Eukaryota; Metazoa; Chordata; Mammalia; Microbiotheria; Microbiotheriidae.
CAUCUUUCGGUCUCAGUCUCGACCAGCUGAGGGUUGCUCGCGACGAACUCCUCUUGGCGCCUCCCGCCGCCACCGACGUUCCCUGGGCCUCGGCCGACGGAUCUGCAACCCUCCGCGUCCUAGUCACGCACCGCCACCAUGGUGAAGCUAGGGAAGGCUGCUAAAAAUCAAGGUGAGCCAAAGAAAAUGGCUCCUCCCCCAAAGGAGAUAGAAGACAGUGAGGAUGAGGACAUGUCAGAAGAUGAAGAAAGCAGUGGAGAAGAGGUUGUGGUCCCUCAGAAGAAGGGCAAGAAGGCUGUGGCUACCCCAGCAAAGAAGGUGCCACCAGCCAAAAAAGUCGUUGUUGCCACACCUGCCAAGAAAGCAGCCGUGACUCCUGGUAAGAAAGCAGCCACUGUGACCCCCGCCAAGAAGGCGGCCACCCCCGCCAAAGCUGUUGCCACACCAGGCAAGAAGGGGGCUGCCAAAGCAGCGGCCACCCCUGCCAAAGCAGCAGUGACCCCCGCCAAAGGGGCAAAAAAUGGGAAGAAUGCCAAGAAAGAGGACAGUGAGUCUGAAGAAGAGGACAGUGAAGAUGAGGAGGAUGAAGAAUUUGAGCCUCCCAAAGCUGCAAAGAUGGGAACAACUCCUGCUAAAGAAGACUCUGAGGAUGAGGAAGAUGAAGAGGAGGAUGAGGAGGACAGUGAGGAUGAAGAUGAUGAGGAUGACUCUGAAGAAGAAGCUAUGGACACCACACCUGCAAAAGGGAAGGCUGCUGCUGUGAAAGCCACUGCCGGGAAAGCUGGGAAGGCCAAGGAAUCCGAGGAGGAGGAGGAAGAGGAGGAGGAUGAAGACGAUGAAGAGGAGGAGGAAGAGGAGGAGGAAGAAGAGGAGGAGGAGGAGGAAGUGCCCGUAAAGGAAGCACCAGGAAAGAGGAAAAAGGAAAUGGGCAAACAGAAAGCCCCUGAAGCUAAGAAACAGAAACUGGAUGCUGAAGCGUCAACAAAUUUCAAUCUCUUUGCUGGUAACCUGAACUUCAAUAAAUCUGCUUCUGAGCUAAAAACUGGCAUCACAGACUUCUUUGCAAAAAAGGACCUUACUGUUGCGGACGUCCGCAUUGGUUCCACCAGGAAGUUUGGCUAUGUGGAGUUUGAAUCUGCUGAAGAUAUGGAGAAGGCCCUGGAACUCAGUGGCUCCAAAGUGCUGGGCUCUGAAAUUAAGCUGGAAAAAGCAAAAGAGAACAAGAAAGACCGAGACGCAAGGACACUCUUCGUUAAGAAUCUGCCCUAUAAAGUAACUCAAGAGGAGCUCAAGGAAGUGUUUGAAGAUGCCAUUGAAAUCAGACUGGUCUGCACCAAGGAUGGGACCCCCAAAGGGAUUGCCUACGUUGAAUUUAAGACAGAAGCAGAUGUGGAUAAGGCCCUGGAAGAGAAGCAGGGCACUGAGCUUGAUGGCCGGGCGCUCAUUCUGGACUACACAGGGGAGAAAAGCCAGGGACAAGAGAACUCUAGAGGUGGGAAAAAUAAUUCCUGGGGUGCGAGCAACAGCAAGCCAUCAGACUCAAAGACCCUGGUGCUGAAUAACCUGGCCUACAGCGCCACCGAGGAGAGUCUACAGGAGGUGUUUGAGAAGGCAACGUCCAUCAGCUUGCCCCAGAACAACCAAGGCCGACCUAAAGGGUAUGCGUUCAUUGAAUUUGCCUCUGUGGAAGAUGCGAAAGAAGCUUUGAAUUCUUGUAACAACAUAGAGAUUGAAGGCAGAGCCAUCCGGCUGGAGCUGAAGGGACAGAAAACCGCUAAUGCGGCCCCAAGGAACCAAUCCUAUAAAACUUUGUUCGUCAAAGGCCUGUCUGAAGACACGACAGAAGAAACGUUGAAAGAUUCAUUUCAUGGCUCUGUGGGUGCCAGGAUAGUCACAGACAGGGAGACAGGGUCUUCUAAAGGGUUUGGUUUUGUGGAUUUCAACUCAGAGGAAGAAGCGAAAGCAGCGAAAGAGGCCAUGGAGGAUGGGGAAAUUGAUGGAAACAAAGUGACCCUGGACUGGGCCAAACCCAGUGGCUUCGGAGGCCGAGGGGGCGGCCGUGGUGGCGGCGGCGGUGGCCGUGGAGGCUUCGGGGGCAGAGGCGGGGGCAGAGGCGGAGGCCGAGGGGGCUUUGGAGGCAGAGGCCGAGGGGGCUUUGGAGGCCGGGGUGGAGGCAGAGGAGGUAGAGGAGGUGGCGGCGGCGACAAGCCACAAGGAAAGAAGACGAAGUUUGAAUAGCUUCCCCCUUCUUUUCCCCUGCCAUGUGAACGGACUCUGGGGGUUUGGUCCUGUCGUCUAAUCACUGACGAACCUUCUGAGGACAUUCCAAGACAGAUGGGCAGCCCCGCGGCGUCUUGGGCAAUCCUGGAUGACAUUUCAAAGGAGAGCGCAGCAGUUUUGACUGGACAGAUGUUCAUAGAAACUUUUUGCAGAGAUGGGUGAUAGCUGUGGGAGUUUUUGUCUAUGAGUUGUCUUGAGUUUAUAAUGUUUUACCCCAUGUACAAAACCAUUUUUUUCCUACAAAUACCCGUAGUGGUUGUUUUGUUUCCUUUUUUAUGCUCUUUUUGGAUGUAAAGAAAAAAGGCAAAUGUUUUCCCCUGGUUGCUGCUUCUGCAGCCUGUCUGAGGACACAUUAAAGGGCCUAACGUGGUGCAGACUUGA